UUCCGGCUGCGCAAGCGUCAGAGCUAGCCGGAGUCCAGCUGCUCCGCUGUGCGUGGCGGGUUUAAGGGAGCGAGCGAGCAAAGGAGGGUCGCCAUCGCAGGGUCUUUCUGGGUCGGCCAUGGCGUCCCCGUCGCGGAGGCUGCAGACCAAGCCGGUCAUCACUUGCCUCAAGAGCGUCUUGCUCAUCUACAGCUUCGUGUUCUGGUUCUCUGGCAUCAUCCUUCUGGCAGUCGGCAUCUGGGGGAAGGUAGGCCUGGAGGUGUAUUUCUCCCUGCUAAAUGAGAAGGCUACUAACGUCCCCUAUGUCCUCAUUGGCACCGGCACAGUUGUCGUCCUCCUAGGCACCUUUGGUUGUUUUGCAACAUGUCGGGGAAGCACAUGGAUGCUGAAAUUGUAUGCCAUGUUCUUAACUCUCAUCUUCCUUGUUGUGCUUGUGGCUGCGAUUGUGGGCUUUGUCUUCCGACAUGAGAUUAAAGACAGCUUUAAGAAUAACUUUGAAGCUGCUGUGAAGUCCUACGAUGGGACCAAAGAUGAACGCAGCAAGGCGGUUGAUACCAUUCAGAGCACAUUGCACUGCUGUGGUGUCUCGGACUUCACCGACUGGAAUCAAACUGCCUAUUUCAAACAGAAAGGGAUUCCUAUGAGCUGCUGCAAGUCUCUGGGGAAUUGCACGGUAGACGAUUUGAAGAAUCCAGCAAUAGCGAAGGGGAAGGUGUAUGAGCAUGGUUGUUACAGUCUGGUGAUACAGACAAUGGACUCCAAAAUGAGCAUUGUAGCAGGGAUCUCCUUUGGCGUUGCUUGCUUCCAGCUGGGGGGGAUUGUCCUUGCCUGUUGCUUGUCCCGGUCCAUCACAAAUAACCAGUACGAGAUGGUGUAACCAGCAAUCCUGCAGGCUUGCAACUCACUACAAGGAUUUCGGGACACUUUAUAGUAAAUUAUACAUAGUUUUGGGAACUCACUCCCUGGCAGGCUCUAGCUGCUGAAAUCCUGUUUGAUCAGACUGCUCUCAACCUGUUCACUGGAGAGGACCAGAUGUGACGGCAGCUGUACUCUGCUUUAUGAUGAUGUUGUGCUGUUCUGAAGGAGUGCUGAAAGGGACAAUUUGUGUAGGGUAGAUGUUGAUCUUUAUUUUAUUUUAUUUUUGGUGUGUGUGUGCGUGCAUGCACUGCGAGGCUCUGCAAGAGGAUAUCUUUAGCCUUCGCAGUCCCUGCCCUACUGGGUUCGUUAUGAUUUCCAUCGUCAGUAUUACACGACACUUUGGACACAUGUUGUUGUUUUUGUAUUAAAUAGGGAAUCCUUCUUGUCUUGAAAACAGAAUAAAAAAAUUGUAUACUUCCAUUCUGGA
Messenger RNA from Zootoca vivipara (common lizard), 1345 nucleotides. It is a transcript of the gene TSPAN6, whose product is annotated as tetraspanin 6. Lineage: Eukaryota; Metazoa; Chordata; Lepidosauria; Squamata; Lacertidae. The record is from RefSeq and is a predicted model, not a curated record. Gene Ontology annotation, cellular component: plasma membrane.